AUGUCCACCUGGCUCGGUUUUCGCAAUCGCUAUCGCGCGGCAUGCUGGACCCUUUUUGGUGGUGCGCUUUUCGUGUUCGCGCUUGUGCGCCUCAAGUACUUGGAUUUCUAUGGCGCCUUCUGCGGCUCCCGAUCGUCCGGUGCAUUGCCAGGAGAAUGUUUUUACUUUCUGCAGCCUGGCCUGGCAAGGACCGGAAUGAUCGUCCAUCUUUACUGUGUUUUGCCCGCCAGCAUAUUAGCGGUGGGACAGUUCGUACCUGUAGUUCGACGCAAGGCUAUCGCAGUCCAUCGCAUCAAUGGAUAUGCGUGUUUAGUCCUUGGCCUGGUAGGAAGUAUUGCUGCAUUUCCCAGUUUUCGACGUGCUUUCGGAGGCGACCCAGCAGCACAGUUGGCAAACUUUACGCUACUUGCUUUAUUCGUUUGGGGAUGUAUCAUGGGAUAUUGGAGUGUUAAAGGUCGCCGAAUCCGAGACCAUCGUGCCUGGAUGCUGCGGGCCUGGUGCUAUGUCAGUCCCAACAGCCUAGAUAUCUCAGCCGGUGGUAUCAUCACAGUACGAAUCCUAAUGAUUGCAUUUGCUGUUAUAAUUUCUAUAAUCGAAGGUUACUACAUGGCCCAACCAUGCGAUAAAAUCGACUUCGUCCUCGAUGGUCGCAAUAACACGCUGAGCCGAUAUCCUGGUUGCGAACCCUUCUACUCCGGCAAAAACCUCAACCAGCACGUCGUUGUUGACGCAAAUGUAAUGAAUAUAAAUAUGGAUCUCAUGCAACUAGUGGCUGCAUUCAACGUUGCUUAUCCCAUGAGUGCGUGGAUAUCACUCUCUAUCCAUGUGAUAGGCCCCGAGCUAUAUCUCCGAAUGACCCAGGACGGAAUGAACUCGUACAAUUCCUCUACCCAAAAAAUGUACAGUAACAUGAAGAAGGACUGA
This is a messenger RNA of Neoarthrinium moseri, 924 nucleotides long. RefSeq lists its product as uncharacterized. The transcript is spliced from 3 exons. NCBI's taxonomy places the organism in Eukaryota, Fungi, Ascomycota, Sordariomycetes, Amphisphaeriales, Apiosporaceae. The record is from RefSeq and is a predicted model, not a curated record. The coding region runs from base 1 to 924 and encodes 307 amino acids.